AUGCUGACGGCGCUUGCUCCUUAUCCUUCCUCCACAUUCCGACCAACAUCCAUUCGCUGCGCCAACGACCGUCAGGCUCUGUUUAACCGCAUCGCUCCUGUCUAUGAUAACCUGAAUGAUUUGCUGAGCUUGGGCCAGCACCGGAUUUGGAAGCGAAUGGCAGUUUCCUGGACGGGAGCGAAAAUGGGUGAUAGUGUGUUGGAUGUAUGCUGUGGAAGUGGUGAUUUAGCGUUUCUCUUGUCCAACAAUGUUGCCUCCAAUGGCAAGGUGAUUGGUCUUGAUUUCUCAAAAGAACAGCUAAUGGUUGCCGCAUCACGGUCAUUUUCAAAGAACUGCUACAAGAAUAUUGAGUGGGUUCAAGGUGAUGCUCUUGACUUGCCAUUUGACGAUGGUUGGUUUGAUGCAGUCACUAUGGGAUAUGGUCUUCGAAAUGUUGUUGAUAAGCGUAAAGCCAUGCAGGAAAUUUUACGUGUACUGAAGCCCGGUUCUACGGUGUCUAUCCUUGACUUCAAUAAAAGCAAUGAGCUGCUAACUUCUUCAAUUACGGAAUGGAUGAUCGACAAUAUUGUUGUUCCUGUAGCUUCUGUUUAUGGCCUUUCAGAAGACUACAAAUAUCUCAAGAGUUCCAUAAGAGAAUUUUUAACGGGGAAGGAAUUGGAGAAACUUGCUUUAGAAGUAGGAUUUUCGACUGCCCGACAUUAUGAGAUCGGUGGUGGACUCAUGGGGUGCUUGGUAGCUAAACAUUAG
This is a messenger RNA of Lathyrus sativus (Indian pea), 747 nucleotides long. The record is from the annotation of a GenBank genome assembly. Lineage: Eukaryota; Viridiplantae; Streptophyta; Magnoliopsida; Fabales; Fabaceae.